This is a messenger RNA of Rhizoctonia solani, 1209 nucleotides long. RefSeq lists its product as uncharacterized. The coding region runs from base 1 to 1209 and encodes 402 amino acids. NCBI's taxonomy places the organism in Eukaryota, Fungi, Basidiomycota, Agaricomycetes, Cantharellales, Ceratobasidiaceae. The record is from RefSeq and is a predicted model, not a curated record. The transcript has 9 exons.
AUGGUGGAUCAUCCAGGCUGGUAUCCUCCUGGUCAGGUCUGCUAUCCACCUGAGCUACCUUCAUAUCUCAAGAACGUACACAACUUGAAGCCAAUAGUAGGAGUUCCUUCUGGCGAUGAACUUGUAGGAAUCCACAGCGUGAUUCAAGCAGCGGUCCGAGCAUCCAGUAUUCCCGGGAUGCAUGAUGCGGGUCUGUUCACGCAACUCGGUGACCACUUGUUCAGCGCCCAGAUGGCUGUGUAUCGUAGCAAGUACACAUCGUUGCUGUUUCCUAGCGACGCAACGUACACGCCUCCAACACUGCCGGCUCACGUCUCGGCAAAACUCGAGCCUAUAUCCUGCGCACCAACCGACGAACAGGUUACCAAAGUUCACGAGGCCAUUCGUUCCUACCAGAAGUUCUCGGAAAUUCCAUCCAUGUUUGAACCUCGAGUACAUGCGGAUCUAUCUCAGCACUUGUUCGAUAUUCAGAUGGCCAGAUAUAUGAUUCAAGAAUCCAAGCGCAAGCCCAAUAUGACGCAAGCUCCAGGCCCAGCUCGGACAUUUGAACGCGCAAUCGACACAACGGAAGAACCUAUUCGCGACAUCUUGGAGCGCUCCAAUGCCAUUGCCGAGCGUGCAAACGAGCUUUCCGAAAGGUCAAACCAGCUUAUUGAACGAUCCAAUCAACUUGCUGAACAAUCGAAUCGUCCGGUCGAAAAACCGGAUCAGUCCAAAGAUGUCGUUGCGCUGCGGUUCAACGAACUGCUCACGAAGCUAGCUCGAUUCUUUGAUCGAUCUAACCAACUCGCUAAAGAAGCCAAAAAACCUAUGGAGGAACUUGGGGAUAUAUUCAGGACGAUCAAUAAGGUUCUAGUCAGAAUUCAGCACUCUAUUAUUCGCAACAACAGAGGCAACACGAAAGAUGCAAUUAAAUGUUUGAUCAACGAGAAUGGGGAUGUACCUACUGGGAUUGUAUGGAGUAAUUCGUUGUCCCAGACGGGCUUCGGAUUAUACAUGGAUGACGACAUGGGAGCAAAAGCGGCCAGGGUUAAUAUCGGUGGGCAUAACGUAGCCUUCAGUCUUUCCGAUUACGAUUUUGCGCGGCUACUUUAUUUCUAUGGCAUAGAAGGAAAUCUCUUCGAGGGCAACAAGCAACUUAACGAACAGGAAUGGGAAGAAGCACGAAGAACAUUGAAAGAAUACUGGACUUCGGCUCUGGGCCUGUGA